Oncorhynchus keta (chum salmon) is the source of this 7060-nucleotide messenger RNA. Its product is annotated as whirlin-like. Lineage: Eukaryota; Metazoa; Chordata; Actinopteri; Salmoniformes; Salmonidae. The record is from RefSeq and is a predicted model, not a curated record. Gene Ontology annotation, biological process: sensory perception of sound; auditory receptor cell stereocilium organization. Gene Ontology annotation, cellular component: stereocilia ankle link complex; plasma membrane; cilium. Gene Ontology annotation, molecular function: protein binding.
GUUCUGUCUGCACUCGGUAGAGCAGAGGAGUGUGUGUUGUUUGUUACCAAGCAACUUAUUCACUCCACACUGUUGGCUGCGUCAUUUCCUCCUGACAAGAGACUGGAGAGAGGGAGCGACACACUCUAGCAGCGUCUAUAUGCUCGGGAAGCUCGCGGAGACGCAUCUGCAGUCUAGGUCAACGCAAGGCAGGAUACAAUAUAAAGGGAUAUAAACAAAAAACGACCAGGAUUUUUUAAACUCUGGAUUACUUGAAAAUGGCUGAAUUGUCUAUGCGUUAUUUGUAACACUUUUAAAGCUCAGGCUGGAUUGGAUAUAUUUGGAUAGACAACUCCACAAUAUGAACUUCGGUCGCCGAUAAAGGAACCAAGCAAAAUAACUACUUCUAUCAAGAACAUCGCGCGCAUUAUUUCCGAAUCUUCCGCAUACAUAAUGGUAGGCUUAAGUUUACCACUUGAUAUUCAUAAGUAGUAGACAUUUUUUAUUUUGUUGCGCUCAAGCUUUUCUCCGGUGCCUGUUGACGAGGUCAUAUCUGUGGAUACUGGAGAAGCAGCUGGCGGGCUACCUGAUCUCUUCACGCACAAAAGCAAGACACGAGCUAAUGACACAGAAGCUUUGUCGUGCUCACCAUUACGCUUUCUGACAGAGUUGUGAGUUUUCUGACCACGGUUCCCGAAAUGUUUCUUCUAUGUGCGGUAGUCUAUUUCAGGUGCCUUUUUGACGCAUGAUUAGCCUAACUUAUUACGCAUUAGGCCUACUGAAGUUCUGAUGUUAGGCUGUUAUUAAACUGCAAAUCUGUUGAAUAUGUCCUAUAGUUUGUGUUUGAAAUUAUAACAUUGAACUUAAGUUGUUUAUUUCAUUGCUCGAGGCUGCGUUCUUAAAACUGUUGGAAUUCAGCCGGUUGGCUAAGCCAGACCCAGGCUCAGACCUAGCCAAUAUGACUAUUAGUGGAGUGGACGUCCUGCAGGAAUCGCUAUGCCACGCUCCGUUUUAAAGGAGCAUAACCCAGCAUUGUCAGCCCCUAAUGCCCAAAUGUCUCCCCGCUCCAGUGUUGCUGCGUGACCCAGUCACAUGUCUAGAAUGAGCACGGAUCUAGAGCGUAUGUCGCUCAACUCCUCCUCCGCUACCUCGGUGGCCUCGAGUGCCCGCACGCUGUCAGCCAAUGUCAAGAAGCUGCACAACGCGCUCAACCUGCUGCUCAACGAAUUGGAGCGGGAGCAGUUCAUCCACUGCCUCAACGUGUACCACUCCAAGCGUAAUGUCUACGACCUGGUUCAAACACUUAAAGUCAUCCUCAAUGCGCCCAGCAAACGCCAACUUCUGCCCAUGCUACGACAGGUCAUUCCCCGCUCAGACCAGCUUUUGUUUGACCAGCACACCUCGGAGGGCCUUUACUUGAAAUCGGAUUUGCUUGCCAGAAAUGGGAGCGCCGAAGCGUUGGGCGAAGUUCCCAGUGGGAGUCCAACUCCUCCUGGGCAUUUCUUGCCAACCCCUCCCGGAUCUCAAGUUGCGAUGCGCGGCUCUCCGGAUAGUUUCAGCACUAGCAGUGAUGGGACAGCUCCCCUCGUCCCGCUGCUCGGGAGAGGCUUUCUGCACGAGCCUCCAGGAGAGGUUCGACAAGUGACCCUGAAACGGCACAAGAGCAACGAGGGCUUGGGUUUCAGUAUCCGCGGAGGAUCGGAGCACGGGGUCGGGAUCUAUGUGUCUCUGGUGGAGCCGGGAUCCCUUGCCGAAAAGGAGGGACUAAGGAUUGGGGAUCAGAUUAUGAAAGUCAACAGCACAGUGUUUGAUAAAGUCACUCAUGCUGAAGCAGUGAAGGUGUUGAAGGGCAGUAAGAAGCUGUCCCUGUGGGUGCGGUCGGUGGGGCGUAUCCCGGGGGGUUAUGUCACUAAUCAUGUGUACACCUGGGUGGACCCUCAGGGUCGUAGUGUGACCCCUCCCCCUGACCUCCCAGAGCACCGCAGUGCCACCCUGAGACGCAACGACAGCCAGCGACGCAGCAACAUGCAGCUACUGCAGGAGGGAGACGAGAAGAAGGUGAACUUGGUAUUGGACGAUGGCCGUUCGCUGGGUCUGAUGAUCCGGGGUGGGGCAGAGUAUGCCUUGGGGAUCUACAUCACAGGAGUGGACCGGGGCUCUGCUGCAGAGUGUGGAGGACUCAAGGUGGGUGACCAGAUCCUGGAGGUGAACGGGCGCAGCUUCCUGGGCAUCCCACACGACGAGGCGGUGCGCAUGCUCAAGUCGUCGCGCCACCUGAUGAUGACGGUGAAGGAUGUGGGGCGCCUGCCGCACGCCAGGACGGUGGUGGGGGAGACCAAGUGGAUCACUAGCUCCCAGAUAGCAGAGAGCUCCGCCAGUGGCAGCGUGGCUAGCUUGUCUAUGGACCAAGGAGCCUCAUCAGGAAAGCCGGUGUUCUAUAAGGGCGUGGCGGGCUCCCAGGUGACCCUGUCCAGCCUGGUGAACCAGAGCAGAGCCAUGCUGGAGGAGCAGGCCCGCCACCUGCUGACGGAGACAGAGAGGCAGACCAUGGGCUACUACGUGGAGGAGUAUCGGGACGGACACAUAGGGGCGGAGCAGCUGGUCAUGGCCCUGUUUGAACUGCUCAACACACACGCCAAGUUCUCCCUACUAUCAGAGGUGCGUGGCCUGGUGACACCCCAGGAUCUGGAGCGUUUCGAUGGGAUGGUGCUGCGCCGCGAGAUCCAGGCUUUGAAGGCCCGGCAGGGGGGUGCCAGUGCGGCCGCCCUCCACCCUGACUCCCUCUCCAUGGUUUCCUACCCAGAUACCCUGGCCUCCUCGUCAGCCAGCUACAUGACUUCCACCACCCUCAGCUCAGCACGGAAUGACAGUACGGUGGAGAGUAAUGGGGGGGAUACUCAGGAGAGUCUGGAUGCGCUGCCUGACAUAUCUCUGGAUGAGGUGCACUCCACGUCCGAAUCUCCCCCCACCUUCAAACCCCCACCCCCAGGGGUGCAGAGACGCCCCAGCAGACGGGACCAGGUCAAAAAGCUUCCCUCCUCCGAAUCCUCCCAUUCCGGGCUCUACUUCACCGCCCCCUCCCGUAACCCCCCCAUUGACCAGAGGGGGGAGCAAGGACACCCCUCCUCACCCAAGGUCCCCUCCAAAAAGGAUCCCUCAGUCCCCCCUAAGAGGGACCCCUCUGCCCCCACUAAGAAGGAGAUGGCAACUGCCCAGCUCUCCAUGGUCAACAAGCACCCUAUCGGCCCCUUCCCCCGAGUCCAGUCCCCUACUAGGACCACCAAGCCUGCCGCCCCCUCUCCAUCUCCACCCCCUCCGCCGCCGCUCACUGCCCCAUCCGCACCCCCUCCGCUUCCCCACAGCCAGGACAAGUCCUCCCCUGGCUCCAACAAACAGCACUUUGUCAUGGUGGAGGUCCAUAGGCCCAAUGCAGAGUCUGAUGUCAACGAGGUGCGGUCACUCCCCCAGGCACGAGGUGCCAACCUGUCCCAGCUGUCAGACAGUGGACAGACGCUGAGCGAAGACAGCGGGGUGGACAUUGGCGAGUCAGGGCGUUUCAGCAAGGAAAGCAGUCCCCGUCCCGCCCGCAUACGCCCCCCACGACAUCCCCAGGGGGCAGGAGGGGACACCCCCUCCAAACCGCCGGGUCUCUUGGAGCCCACCUCCACACUUGUGAGGGUAGCAAAGAGUGCCAGCACCCUCGGCAUCGCCAUCGAAGGGGGUGCCAACACACGCCAGCCCCUGCCACGCAUCGUCACCAUACAGAGGGGCGGUUCGGCACAUAACUGCGGGCAGCUGCGGGUGGGUCAAGUGAUCCUGGAGGUGAACGGGGUUUCCCUGAGGGGCCGGGAGCACAGGGACGCCGCACGCCUCAUCGCAGAGGCCUUCAAGACCAACGAGAGGGACCACGUGGACUUCCUGGUCACUGAGUUCAACGUGGCGCUAUAGGAGGAAGUAGAGGCGGUAGAGAGAGAGACUUGUCAUGGAGAAAGAAGGGACGAGGUAUAGGCACAGCAGAGGUAGAGAGGAGAGGGGGGGCUGUUGGGGCAAAGUGGCAUAGGCCCACAUACUGUAUUUUACCAACUACCCUUGGUCCCUCCACCUUAGUAUCCUUCAGUUUAAUUCAAGCUUAAGCCCCACAACUAGACGCGGAUACAGUUGCACUCUAAGUUGAGUUGCACCCAUGAGAUUUCGGUAACACUUUACUUGACAGCCAGUUCAUAACCAUGUCAUAAUGUGUCAUAACAGCUGACAUGACUUGUCAUAACACUGUCAUGACCCAUAGGGUUACACAUGUUGUGAUAUAUAUUGUGUUGUUUUAGGGCUGGUUAUAAGAGUGCCAAAACACACAUUUAUUCAAAUCAGUUUUUUUUCCAAGAGGUUUCCUUUCGUUUGAAAGUUUGUUUCUGAAAUCCUUUGUUUUAAAAUACACUUUAUGUCACUGUCAAGAAGCAUUAUGACCGUCCUGUGUCACUUUACUUGGAACUGAGAAAAUACACAUUAUGUCACUGUCAAGAAGCAUUACGAUCUUCCUGUGUCACUUUACUUGGAACUGAGACAAUACACUUUAUGACACUGUCAAGAAGCAUUACGACCGUCCUGUGUCACUUUACUUGGAACAGAGAAAAUACACAUUAUGACACUGUAAGAAGCAUUAGGACCAUCCUGUGUCACUUUACUUGGAACUGAGAAAAUACACAUUAUGUCACUGUCAAGAAGCAUUAUGACCAUCCUGUGUCACUUUACUUGGACUAAGAAAAUACACAUUAUGUCACUGUCAAGAAGCAUUACGACCAUCAUAAUCAUAUGAGCCAGAUAGGCCUAUCACGUACAUGCCCUUAUGUCAGUCAUCAGUCACAAAGAGGGUGUCUUGUCCUGCUGCUGAAAUCUGCUCCUUCAUUCAUCCCAGUCAUCAGCAACAGAGCAUUGGGGUAGGUGAAUGUCUGACAUCAACAUGUUUGCAAUAACAAUGGUAAUUUAAAAGCAAAAUAUAUAAACUCAGCAUAAAAAUAAACGUUCUCUCACUGUCAACUGCGUUUAUUUUCAGCAAAAUUAACAUGUGUAAAUAUUUGUAUGAACAUAAGAUUCAACUACUGAGACAUAAACUGAACAAGUUCCACAGACAUGUGACUAACAGAAAUGGAAUAAUGUGUCCCUGAACAAAGGGGGGGUUCAAAAUCAAAAGUAACAGUCAGUAUCUGGUGUGGCCACCAGCUGCAUUAAGUACUGCAGUGCAUCUCCUCUUCAUGGACUGCAUCAGAUUAGCCAGUUCUUGCUGUGAGAUGUUACCCCACUCUUCCACCCAGGCACCUGCAAGUUCCCAGACAUUUCUGGGGGGAAUGGUCCUAGCCCUCACCCUCCGAUUCAACAGGUCCCAGACGUGCUCAAUGGGAUUGAGAUCCGGGCUCUUCGCUGGCCAUGCUGGAGGCCAUGCUGGAGGCCAUGCUGGAGGGUCAUGUCAGGAUGAGCCUACAGGAAGGGUACCACAUGAGGGAGGAGGAUGUCUUCCCUGUAACACACAGCGUUGAGAUUGCCUGCAAUGACAACAAGCUCAGUCCGAUGAUGCUUUCCUUCGAUGAUGAACGCAAAUCCGACCCUCACCCCUGGUGAGACAAAACCGCGACUCGUCAGUGAAGAGCACUUUUUGCCAGUCCUGUCUGGUCCAGCAACGGUGAGUUUGUGCCCAUAGGCUACGUUGUUGGCGGUGAUGUCUGGUGAGGACCCGCCUUACAACAGGCCUACAAGCCCUCAGUCCAGCCUCUCUCAGCCUAUUGCGGACAGUCUGAGCACUGAUGUAGGGAUUGUGCGUUCCUGGUGUAACUCAGCAGUUGUUGUUGCCAUCCUGUACCUGUCCCACUGGUGUGAUGUUCGGAUGUACCGAUCCUGUGCAGGUGUUGUUACAAGUGAUCUGCCACUGCGAGGACGAUCAGUUGUCCGUCCUGUCUCCCUGUAGCGCUGUCUUAGGCGUCUCGGACAUUGAAAUGUAUUGCCCUGGCGACAUCUGCAGUCCUCGUGCCUCCUUGCAGCAUGCCGAAGGCACGUUAACACAGAUGAGCAGGGACCCUGGGCAUCUUUCUUUUGGUGUUUUUCAGAGUCAGUAGAAAGGCCUCUUUAGUGUCCUAGGUUUUCAUAACUGUUAGCUGUUAGCUGUGUUUUAACAACCGUUCCACAGGUGCAUGUUCAUUCAUUGUUUAUGGUUCAUUGAAACAGUGUUUAAAACCUUUACAAUGAAGAUAUGUGAAGUUAUUUUGGAUUUUUACGAAUCAGUUUUCAACGACACUGUUCUGAAAAAGGGAUGUUUCUUUUUUUGCUGAGUUUACAAUAUAAACAUACUGUUGACAUGUGGUGUAAUGGAAUGUUUUACCUUGUGUGGUAGGUUAUGUGAGUUUUAACACUCUUAUGCAGGUGUCAUAACCAGCCAUAGAAUAACGCAAUAUAUGUCAACACAGGUCUAAAUAUUAUGUGUCAGGAUAGUGUUAUGACCAUAUUAUGACAUGGUAAUGACCGUGUGCUAUGACGCUGGGUGUCAAGUAAAGUGUUACCGAGAUUUCUCCCAUGGAUCAUGGACUUCCACCGUCCUUGUGACCUUGGUUUUGUGGGAUACUCCCUGUAACAAUCCCUUCUCUUCUUGCCUGUGUGUAUCUGUAUCUCAUGUGCUGUCACUCUUUCUGUGUUGGCUAGUGGCUACAUUCUGUGGAUCUCAAUUGGACACUUGGACAAUGAGGCACUAGAGCUCGAGCUGAAGAUGUGCUCCUACAGUGGUCCGUCUGCGGUCGGUGUCUCCUAAUCCAUGUCAGUCGGAGAGACAACCGCACACGUUAGAGGCACGAGCUGUGUCCCAAAUGGCACCCUAUUCCGAUAUAGUGCACUACCUUUGGGCAGAACCCUUUGGGCCCUGGUCAAAAGUAGUGCACUAAAUAGGGAACAGUGUGGGACGUAGGCUCGUCUUCUUUUCAGCAGAGAGGAAGAGGCGGGGGGAAACACCAUUUUCCAAUGCCAUUUUGUUUUUCUAUGUGUACAAAUGAACAAAUGUACAUACAACAAAAAUAUAUAUAUAAAGAUAAUCUAUGAAUUAUAAAAA